This is a messenger RNA of Rosa rugosa (rugosa rose), 474 nucleotides long. Its product is annotated as autophagy-related protein 18c-like. Gene Ontology annotation, molecular function: phosphatidylinositol-3-phosphate binding; phosphatidylinositol-3,5-bisphosphate binding. Gene Ontology annotation, biological process: autophagy of mitochondrion; protein lipidation; protein localization to phagophore assembly site. Gene Ontology annotation, cellular component: cytosol; extrinsic component of membrane; phagophore assembly site membrane. The record is from RefSeq and is a predicted model, not a curated record. NCBI's taxonomy places the organism in Eukaryota, Viridiplantae, Streptophyta, Magnoliopsida, Rosales, Rosaceae. The transcript has 3 exons. Bases 1 to 474 code for a protein of 157 amino acids.
AUGGCGGCUUCCUCGUUCUGCCCACCCAACAAGGUCAUGAUCUAUGAAGAUCGCCAGUCCCGCUGCGUCAGUGAGCGCUGGUUCCGGUCUGAGGUCAAGUCGGUCAGGCUCCACCAAGAUCGAAUCGUAGUUGUUCUUCUCCACAAGAUCGUCGUCUUCAAUUUCUAUGAUUACAAGCAGUUUGAUACGAUUGUGACCGUGGAAAACCCUAAGGGUCUGUGUGAGGUAGAGCAAAAGUCCAGGCCGGCGGUGCUGGCGUAUCCGGGGCUCCACCAGGAUCAAAUUCGGGUCGAGCAUUACGGGUUGAGCAUUCGGGUGAGGAUUCUUGGAUUGGAGAUCAUCUUGGGUUUGGUUUUGGGAGAUCAUUUAGUGGUCGAGAAUGAGAACAACGGAUUCAUCAACCUCAUAUGUCCCUAUCUCAGAUGUGAAUUUGAAAUGGUUAAUUUGUAUUGUAUGAAUCUGAAUUUGUUAUAG